CACUCUUUGUUCACUGCUUUCUUUCUCUCGCCUAGAGACUGCCCUUAUUAGACUUAGCUUUCCCACCGCUAUGUUCGACUCAGCGUUUGAUUGUGUCGUUCUGGAUGGCAUGGUCGUGACCGCUGCCGACGUUGGCCGGUACGAUAUUGCGAUUAAAGAUGGAAAGAUUGCACUGUUGGCUCCUGCUCGAUCACUUGCAAAAGUACAAGCUAUCCGAGUCAUUGAAGCUCAAGGCGCAUAUGUGAUGCCUGGCGGCGUAGAUGCCCAUGUCCACUUAUCAGAACCUCAGCUAUUUGGGAAGGGUAGGCCUGCGGAUGAUUUCAGCACAGGGAGCCGGUCUGCCAUCGCCGGUGGAACAACCACCAUUAUUGCCUUUGCCCCACAAGAUAGGUCGGAUCCGUCGAUACUCAACGCAUUGGAUGAAGCACAGCGAAAAGCACAAGGCGCUGCAUACUGUGACUAUGCGCUUCAUCUGUUGAUUUCCAAUCCGACUCAACAAGCCCUCGGGGAAUUUGCAGUCCUUCGUGAACGCGGAGUUUCUUCGAUCAAGAUAUAUAUGACCUACGAAGUGCUUCAGCUGCGUGAUAAUCAGAUUUUAGACGUCUUACUACAAGCGCGCAAAGAUUUGGUCACCACAAUGAUUCAUGCGGAGAAUGGUGACAUGCUCACGUGGAUGACCGAACAACUGGAGCGUCGACGACUGUUCGCUCCCAGGUAUCACGCCACUUCACGUCCGCAGAUACUAGAAAGUGAAGCCACAAACAGGGCUAUUGCUUUAAGCCAAUUAGUAGAAACUCCUAUUCUCAUCGUGCACGUGUCCUCGCCACUCGCAGCAAACAACAUCCGAACCGCGCAGACAAGUGGUCUUCCUGUCUAUGCCGAGACAUGUCCACAAUACCUAUUCUUGACACGGAAAGGUUUAGAUCAGCCAGGAUUUGAGGGCGCCAAGUGUGUUUGUUCUCCACCACCACGGGACGGGGAAGCAGAUUUGGAAAGUAUCUGGGCAGGCAUUGAGAACGGAACGUUUACCAUUUUGUCAUCGGAUCAUUGUCCAUUCGUUUAUGACGAUAGUGUUGAUGGAAAGAAAUCAGCAAUCUCCGCUGACGCGCCUCUGGGGCGAUUCCGAUACAUCCCUAAUGGUUGUCCAGGCGUUGAGACUCGCCUGCCCUUAGUCUUGAGCGCGAAUCGACUCUCGGUUGAAAAGUUUGUCGAAGUAACGAGCACCAAUCCUGCAAAGCUAUACGGACUCUACCCGCAGAAAGGGGCACUGAUCCCCGGAGUCUCAGAUGCUGACCUUACAAUUUGGUAUCCGCCAUCGUCUCUGGAACCGUUCCCUGUCACGAACGCAGCCUUGCAUCACAACGUAGAUUAUACACCGUAUGAAGGACACAUCGUGUCGCAGUGGCCUCGUUACACACUCCUUCGCGGCGAGGUAGUCUGGGAUCGUGACAAUGGAGGCGUGGUUGGACAGAAAGGGUAUGGGCAAUUUGUGAAAAGAGGACCCAGCGCCUGGUGUCGGGAACAACCAGAAUGGGAUGUCGAGAAGUUCUGA
This is a messenger RNA of Talaromyces stipitatus ATCC 10500, 1552 nucleotides long. Its product is annotated as allantoinase, putative. The coding region runs from base 71 to 1552 and encodes 493 amino acids. The transcript has 3 exons. Gene Ontology annotation, cellular component: cytoplasm. The record is from RefSeq and is a predicted model, not a curated record. NCBI's taxonomy places the organism in Eukaryota, Fungi, Ascomycota, Eurotiomycetes, Eurotiales, Trichocomaceae. Gene Ontology annotation, molecular function: hydrolase activity, acting on carbon-nitrogen (but not peptide) bonds.